GCCAUCUUGAAUCAGCUGUUGGCAACAAAUAUGGCAGUCGGGUCGUGACGUUUUGGAGGUUAUGCUGUAAAACAUCGCCACUGCGCUCCUCUGACAAUGCUAUUUCAUAUGAGAAGGACAUAGAAAAAAUCCUAAAUAUGUGUUCAACGUUUUAUAUAGGUGCUUUGUGUGUUCUGAGCGCGUCAUGGCUCGUUUUAAGCGCGCCAGAAGCAGGCUCGCAAUCAAUGUCUGAAGAAGAGAGACUGAAUCUAAAUCCUCACGCCAAGGUAAACCUCAAGUAUGGUAUGAAGUCUCCCAAACUUCAAGGCUCAAGAGAGACAUGCACUGCCUGUGCUGGAACAAUAAUUUUAGAAUUUGCUGCGCUCUCUCGCCUGACGGGAGACCCCAUCUUUGAGGAGAAGGCCCGUCAGGCAAUGGACUGCCUGUGGAGUCAGCGACACAGGGGCAGUGAUCUUGUGGGAACAGUGUUAAAUGUUCAUUCAGGUGACUGGGUUCGGAGAGACUCUGGUGUCGGGGCGGGAAUAGACUCCUAUUACGAGUAUUUGCUGAAAGCCUAUGUUCUUUUAGGGGACGAGGGAUACCUGGAGAGAUUCAACAAGCAUUAUAGUGCUGUCAUGAAGUACAUAAGUCAGGGCCCCAUGCUGCUGGACGUCCACAUGCACCGGCCCCACACCACAUCCCGCAACUUCAUGGAUGCACUCCUAGCAUUCUGGCCGGGGCUUCAGGUAUUAAAGGGAGACAUCAAACCAGCCAUUGAGACGCACGAGAUGCUGUAUCAGGUGAUACAGCGGCAUAAUUUCCUCCCAGAAGCAUUCACAACAGACUUCCAGGUUCACUGGGGCCAGCACCCAUUGCGGCCAGAAUUCCUGGAGUCAACGUACCUCUUGUACCUGGCUACAGAUGAUCCCUAUUACUUACGCGUAGGGGAACAGGUUCUACGCUCCCUGCAGAAGCAUGCCUGGGUCCCUUGCGGUUACGCUGCAGUCAAGGACGUGCGAACUGGGGUACACGAAGACAGGAUGGACUCGUUUGUGUUGGCUGAAACCUUCAAGUACCUGUACCUAUUAUUUGCCAAGCCGAGUGACCUGAUUAUUGACCUGGACCAGUUCAUCUUCACCACAGAAGCUCAUCUGUUGCCCCUUUCUCUGGCACGGCUUUCAAACCUCACUGUUGUUCCGGGUCCUGACAUCCAAGACACUGCACAGGACAGUGACGUUGAGUAUGCAAGGUCAUGCCCUAAUGCCCACUACCUCUUCCCUGGACGCCAUGAGUUUGCAGAGACUAUAAGGCGCCCACUCAAGAACUUUGUCAACAAUGUCUGUCCUUCCCGAAAGACCAUCAAGAGAAAACUACGUGCCUCCGAGUUCCAGGCAGGGAAUAGCCGACACAUGGGGCUCCUCAGGGACAUGGGCAUUACCAUUAUGGCGCUGCCCGAUGGUCGUGUGCAGCUGCUGCACACUUCCUCAAAUGCUAAGUCAUCUGAUGAUGCAGAGGAAGGGCUGCUGUUCAUGCAGGAGAUGAUUGAGCUAAGCAAACUUCAGCAGGAACAGCCUGAAAAUCCCCCCCGCGUUGUGUCAUUCACCCGUUGGGUCGAUGGGCAUUCAAGUAAAGUCACCAUUCAGGCUGGCCCUGCACAGUUUGGGCUUGACCUCAAGGGGGAUGUGCAGGUGAGCGGACCUGUUGUAAAGGCCAGGCAUCUGCGUGCCUGCGACCAGCUGGAGAACGAGAAGGAAGUGCGUGGAAAAAUAGUCAUUAUGGAGCGAGGAGACUGCAUGUUUAUCGAAAAGGCCCGAAGAUUAGAAGCCCUGGGUGCCAUAGGAGGCAUUGUCCUGGACAACACUCCAGGAACAUCUGCUGCAAGUUCCCCAAUGUUUGCCAUGUCAGGAGAUGGCACUAAUGAUGUUAGCAUUCCUUUGGUGUUCCUCUUUUCGGGGGAUGCAGAAGUGCUCCUCAAAGCGUUGCAGGAGAAUCCAGACCUCGAAGUUGUUCUGUCAGACUAUGUGGAGAAAGAUUGGGGUAUCCCUAAAGACAUUUGUUCUUACAUCAUCUAUUUAGAAGAGUUUGUGUUCUUGACACCUUUGCCUUAUGACGUAUGGAAAGCAUACAUCAGACAGCUCAUACCUAACGGUGUGUUGACUGAAGAGAGAGACGAAGUGGACAUAGCUUCAGAGGAGGAGGGCAGUAGCAAAGAAGGGUCAGAGAGCAGUCAUUUAGAGGAAGGUAAAGGGUCUGUGGAGGAGAUAGAAGUUGAUGGGAAGGAUGCAUCAGAGGGUGCUGGGGAGGCUGGGGAGGCCAGCCUGGAGGAUGGGGCCAUGCCACAGGUCAUCUCCAUCAUCAACAACAGACACCAGUAUCACUUCCAGGGAAGUGAAAGUGUGUCUAAUGAUGACCUAGUAACAGUGGUUGAGGGACAGCAUGAGGAGCAAGCAUUGUCCGUUCCCCAAGACGAAGCUCAAAAAAAUCAGGAAAUACUGAAAGAAUUGGAGGAGGCUGAGACUGCAGAAGAAAUUCUGGUAGCUGCUGUAAGAUAUGUAAAUUUGCGUCAAGAGCAAGAGAAUGCUAAAGGAAAUACUCCACUGUUAGAUCAUCCGUCAUCAUCCAUUGUGACAGAACUACAGAGUCUGCUGGUCCGCAAGACAGCCUCAGACCCAAGUCUCCUGAGGUCAUUGCUGAGUGUCCACUUGCGUGAACUGAUGGCGGUCUUGCAGCAGGCCACCCCAAGCCCGGCCGACUUAGACGCCUCCAUCCACCAGCUGCUGAACCAGCUGUCAGCCUUCAGCACGAAACCCCCCCAGGAGAACACAAAGAAGCCGCUGAUGACCGCCCCUGCCUCUCCCCAGGGGGCAGCGCAGAAGGGAGACUUCCAUGAGAACAGACUGGAACACCUCACAGAAAAAAUUCAGGAAAAGAUCAGAAAACUCAAGAAGAAAUAUGAAGGCUUGAUCCCACAGCACAUAGAGGGCUUGCUCAGUGAUCUUGAAAGCACUUCUCCCCCCAAUACCAAAGAUGCAAACAGGAAAGAUGAAUUAUAAUAGAGCCAUAUUUUUUGUGUGAAGUUAAUGAUAAUAUAAAUCCAUGUUAGAUUGUUUACCGUA
Penaeus monodon (black tiger shrimp) is the source of this 3095-nucleotide messenger RNA. It is a transcript of the gene Edem2, whose product is annotated as ER degradation-enhancing alpha-mannosidase-like protein 3. Gene Ontology annotation, molecular function: mannosyl-oligosaccharide 1,2-alpha-mannosidase activity; calcium ion binding. Gene Ontology annotation, cellular component: membrane; endoplasmic reticulum. Lineage: Eukaryota; Metazoa; Arthropoda; Malacostraca; Decapoda; Penaeidae. Gene Ontology annotation, biological process: mannose trimming involved in glycoprotein ERAD pathway; endoplasmic reticulum mannose trimming; carbohydrate metabolic process. The record is from RefSeq and is a predicted model, not a curated record.